GGGCGAGAGUGAUUGUAAGGUGCACAUGAAGGCCCCAGACACCGAAUUGUCGGAAGGUGGCGCUGCUUCACCCGACAGCCGUAAGCGCAGUCGAGAGUCAUCGGAUGAGCCGCGACGCACGCACCGAAAGACCGAAACGCGUGUGCUUUAUUCGGAUGUGAUGGCUCAGGAGCGCGAAAUGGAGCGUAUCAACUACGAGAAGAGUCGCCACCAACACUCUUCCCCCAUGCAGUUGCGUAAAGGUGAGACGGUCGAGUCUCCUGCAAAGCACUUGAAGCAAAAGCGUGCCGAGGAGCGACGCUCUAAGCGCCAGAAGCUGCGCCGCAACAUGAGUCCGCGCUCCCCCGACGGUGGCCCACAGCUGGCGCUGCGAGGCGGCGUGUCGCUCGUCAAACUGGAAGGAGAUGGAGCACAGCCGCAAUGUAAACGCCGUUUUGCUCGAGACGAAGACGCCAUCCAGGACGCGAUGUUGCACUCAACAGCUUGGCGCAAUCUAAAGUUCGCCGAGGCGCCUCUUAACUUGCUUCCGGAUCGUGAGGGCGUCUCCGAGCCUUUUGCACUUGAUUUCGACGCCCCAUUGGAGGAUUUUGAUGUCGAAUUGAAGCAGAAAUGUGCCGUAUCGACCGCGUUCUUGAAGCCUAAGCCGCUUACCAUGAUGUCCGGGACCCGCGGAGAGGCCAAAGAAGAGCUGCAAGUGGAGGAUCGCGUUAAACAACUGAUAGAAGAGGCCACACCGCUUGUUAAAAAGUGCCAUGCCCAUCGAGCCAACGCAAUAAUAACAAAAACGCGGAAGCAGAUCGCGGCGUAUGUAGAGCAACGACCACAGCUGCGGGAAAAGGCGUGUGCGAUAACCGGAUUACCGCUGCACAUUUCCCGGUUAGAGAAGGUGGCAGCGCGGAGACUUCUCCGAGACGACGAGUUCCCCCCGGAAGGUGUAAUUCGUCCUCAUUAUUCGUUGGGGAGAACCGAGGCUGAUCAUUCCGGACACGUGUACCCCGAACUAGUGACGUAUCUCAGUAAGAUUGCGUCGAUCCCGCGCUCUACGACGUGCAUGCUCGCGUGUGGCACACAUCGUGUCGAAGAUGACCCUAUUAUUCGCUUUGUGCCGUAUUUCAGCGCAACUAAUGCCAAGAAUAAGGCGCCGCAGUUCUCCAGCAUGGAAGCUCGCAAAGAUACUCUUGUGGGAAUGGAUAACGAGGUCAACGAGUACGUGUUGCGGUACGUUGUGAAUGCGUGUGGAGGAGAUCAGGCUGUUUUCGAGGCGCUUCAGAGCUGUGGAGCCUUCACGCAGCCAUUUGCCAACUAUUCCGAUAUUUUGGAACGUGUUACUCGAGAGAGAUUGUACAAGAAGCACUUGCAGGAGCUGGAAGACCAGCAAAGCAGUAAUGAGACAAUGGCUACUCUUCUCAAGGAGUGUUUCGCUGCACGAACGGGGGCACAUCUUCGUGGACGCUUGCAGCCACUCCCAGGUCAUUUCCGAGAACUCGUGGUUAAGUAUCAAGAUUUCUUCUGCCGUCGCUGUUGUACAUACAGUUGUCGGAAUCAUGGUCGAGAGCAGCCUGUCCCGGUCGUUCGUGUCGAUCCAAGCUAUCCAGUGGUGAAGGCUGCUACGAAGCUGUGGCGACGUCAAACUCCCGAAUCCGACCACCCAACGUCCGAACUCACACCCGCUGUUGGAAACGCUGACAUCGACCAGAAGACUGCAGCUGAUAACGCCGCUAGCGAGGGUGCAUCGAACCGAAGGUCUUUGCGUGCCCAAACGGCUGCGAGCACCAAGGCGUCGUCAAAGCUGAGUGCUGUUCGCUUGAGAAAGCUGGUUCGCUCCAAGACCUCGGACGUGUCGGAGUAUCUGGGCUUUGACGGCAUUUAUCAGUCACUUACGCAGGAUAGGAAGACAGAACUGUUAUCUGCUGACAUGCGGUGCGGGCCUCACUGCUCUAAACCAGACAAGCAGUGGGAAGGCGCGGAAAUUGCUCUGCUGGAUAAGCUGGAGAUGUGUGUUGGUCCCAACUCGUGCGCUUUAGCGGCGUUGAUUGUCACACGAAGCUGCACUGACGUCGCUAAGUUUCUCCGAGAGCGUGACAGUAGACCAGACGAUGGACUAAGCCUAUCUCGGGGUGGUGCGUACGGACGGAAUCGCGAGAGAUCAAAUGGAGUGCUUGGCAACAGCUUCGAACAUCUGCGACGCACGCGCUCCCAGCGAAUGAAGGACCGUGGAGCGAAUCACGAGUACGUUCCGUGCCACCAUGACGGCGGCUCGUGUGACUCGGCGCAGUGCUCAUGCAUGCGUCGCGAUCACUAUUGUGAAAAGUCUUGUGGCUGCUCUCUGGAUUGCUCGAAUCGUUUCCCGGGCUGCCACUGCGAAGUGGGUCAGUGUCGAACCUCUGAAUGUCCGUGCUAUUUCGCCGCGCGGGAGUGUGAUCCUGACGUCUGCACGUCGUGCGGUGCCUGCGAGCUUCCCGUGAUUGUCGCUGAUGAGGAAAGCAAGGGCAAAACUGUUGCUCAGCUCAAAACCUGUGGGAAUGUCAACAUCAUGCGUGGCCAGAUGCGUAAAAUCGGAGUUUCUGCUUCGGAAACUCAUGGAUGGGGAGCGUACGCCAUGGAGAGCGUCAAGCAGGGCGAGUUCCUGUACGAGUACACUGGCUCGCUCCUGUCUCAAGAUGAAGCGGAACGACGUGGCAAUGUCUAUGACAAGACGACGAUCAGUUUCCUGUUCGAUCUGACCGAAGACUCCGUUGUGGAUGCGACGCGGAAGGGCAACAAGAGUAAGUUUGCGAACCACGACUCGGACGCCCCCAAGUGCUUCGCUAGGAUCAUGCUGGUGAAUGGAGACCAUCGCAUCGGCAUUUACGCCAAGCAAGAUAUCGCGACUGGGGACGAAUUGUUCUUCGAUUAUGGCUACAGUGGAGUUAUUCCGGACUGGAGCCAAGCGCGCAUCGGAUCCAGUAAGGAUACUGCAUCUGUUGAGGAGGACAGCGACAACAAAUCGAGCUCCGUGGAAGUCAAGGAAGAGUAAAAGCUGGCUUUCGGUAGAAAUUGGUUGUAAUCUCGCCAAAUUUCAUGUUGAAGCGAAUCAAACAAUUUUCUUCGUA
This is a messenger RNA of Phytophthora infestans T30-4, 3092 nucleotides long. Its product is annotated as polycomb-like protein. NCBI's taxonomy places the organism in Eukaryota, Oomycota, Peronosporomycetes, Peronosporales, Peronosporaceae. Gene Ontology annotation, molecular function: histone methyltransferase activity; protein binding. Gene Ontology annotation, biological process: chromatin remodeling. Bases 329 to 3016 code for a protein of 895 amino acids. The transcript has 5 exons. The record is from RefSeq and is a predicted model, not a curated record.